Molecule: messenger RNA, 1179 nt
Organism: Numida meleagris (helmeted guineafowl)
Lineage: Eukaryota; Metazoa; Chordata; Aves; Galliformes; Numididae
Gene: NKX1-1
Product: NK1 homeobox 1
Exons: 4
Coding region: 1-1179 (392 amino acids)
Biological process (GO): cell differentiation; regulation of transcription by RNA polymerase II
Cellular component (GO): nucleus
Molecular function (GO): DNA-binding transcription factor activity, RNA polymerase II-specific; RNA polymerase II cis-regulatory region sequence-specific DNA binding
Source: RefSeq, a predicted model, not a curated record
AUGAAUGUGAGCAGAGACAAGGUCGGUGACAUCUCCAUCCCGGCAGCGGCAGCCGCGGCCGUGACAGCCCCCGCAGCCGCGGCGGGCAUCGGCGGGGAGUCCUGCGGCGUGCGCGGGGAAGGCAUGGACAGCCAUGGGGAGCAGCGGCUCUCGGCCGGCGGAGAGCUGCCGCUCUAUUCCUGCCCUGGGAAUAGGGACAGGCAAGGGGACAGCCAGAGCAACACUCCCGGACAAGAGGGGGCAGUGGCCGCGCUGCCCAUAGUGCACAGAACCACCUCCUUCUCCGUGCUCGACAUCCUGGACCCUAACAAAUUCAACAGCAAAAGGAGGCAGUGCGCGGUCUUGUACAAAUCGGUGGGGACCGAGUUCACGCUGGGGGCGGAGGAUAAACCCGAGGACUCAGGGACGGAGCUGGCCGAGCCAAAGGCUCUCGCCGAAGAUUUCGACACUUGCAAGAAGUCCGCAGAGCUGAUCAAGGACGGCGAGCUCUACAAGGCCGAGGAGUGCGACCUGGACUACAGCAGCCGGCCGAGCCGCAGCCCCGACAGCGAGCUGCAGGACGACGAGGAGCUGUGCAGCGAGGAGAGCAGCAGCGGCAGCACCGCCAGCGGCUCGGCGGCUCCCGGCGAGGCCGAGGCGGUCCCGCAGCACUCCGAGGCACCCGAGGCGCAGCCGCCGCCGCCCCAGCAGCCCGGCGGAGGGCAGCAGCAGGCCAAGCCCAAGAGGAAGCGCACGGGCUCGGACUCCAAGUCGGGCAAACCCCGGCGGGCGCGGACAGCUUUCACCUACGAGCAGCUGGUGGCGCUGGAGAACAAGUUCAAGUCCACGCGGUACCUGUCGGUGUGCGAGCGCCUCAACCUGGCGCUCUCUCUCAGCCUCACCGAGACGCAGGUGAAGAUCUGGUUCCAGAACCGCCGCACCAAGUGGAAGAAGCAGAACCCGGGCGCCGACACCAGCGCGCCCACCGGCGGCGGCGGGCUCAGAAACGUGACGGCUGCACUCCUGAGGCAAUUUUACGAAUGCGGCGUUUUCUCCAGUGAUUUCAGGGAGCCCUUAACGGAGCAUCCCGGGCCUCUGGCAGCCGCGCUGCCUCCCGCGCUUCGUGGGCACCGUCCCCCGCGGGGCCUCCCCGCUGCACUCCGCCGCACGGAGCGGCGCGCCCGGCAGGGGGCGCUAUAA